GUUCCUUCAAAAGAGGAAGCUGGUAGCCAGUUAAAACUGGCCACGGAAUUUUGGAAUUUUUCCUAGUGUUUACUGAGCGAUUGCUAAUACAGGUCCGGCAGAUUUUGAAGAUUAUGUGUUAAAUUUAUUAGCUCAAGUUCAGCGCUAAUACCCGCCUACAAGAUGAGAGAAGUGGUUCUCACUGCAGCCAGCUUGGCGUUAACUGGGGCUGUUGUUGCGAAUGCCUACUACCAAAAGAAUCAAUUUUACCCUUCUGUCGUGUACUUAACUAAAUCCAGUCCAAGUAUGGCGGUUUUGUACAUUCAAGCGUUCGUGCUUGUUAUUCUGUUCGGUAAAAUGAUGCGAAAGGUAUUCUUUGGACAGUUGCGAGCAGCUGAGAUGGAGCAUUUGAUAGAGAGAUCAUGGUAUGCAGUCACUGAAACCUGCUUGGCAUUUACAGUUUUCCGUGACGACUUUAGUCCUCGAUUUGUUGCUCAGUUUACAAUGUUGUUGUUUCUAAAAUGCUUCCAUUGGUUGGCGGAAGACAGGAUUGACUACAUGGAAAGAAGUCCUGUAUUGACAUGGUUAUUCCAUGUCCGAGCAGUUUUGCUUCUCAUGUUUCUGGGGAUGGUGGAUGCAGUUCUUGUGCAUGUUGCAUAUAAUACAACUAUGCAAAGUGGAGCAUCAGUACAACUUGUUUUUGGAUUUGAGUAUGCCAUUCUGUUAACAAUAGUAGUAACCAUCCAGAUGAAAUACAUCCUGCACAUUGUAGACCUUCGAAGUGAAAAUCCAUGGGAUAACAAAGCUGUGUAUCUAUUGUAUACUGAAUUAAUUACAGGUUUUAUCAAGAGUGUUCUUUAUAUUUGUUUUAUGAUCAUCAUGAUCAAAGUACAUACAUUCCCACUUUUUGCCAUUAGACCCAUGUACUUGACGUUACGGGGAUUCAAGAAAUGUAUUAGUGAUGUUAUUAUGUCUCGGCGUGCUAUUUCAAAUAUGAAUACACUUUAUCCAGAUGCCACACCUGAAGAACUCCAACAAGGGGACAAUGUAUGCAUUAUAUGUCGUGAAGAAAUGACCACAGGCUGUAAAAAAUUACCAUGCAAUCACAUAUUCCAUACAAGCUGCUUACGCUCUUGGUUUCAAAGGCAGCAAACAUGUCCAACAUGUAGAAUGGAUGUACUCAGACCUCAGCCCCCACCACAGCCUCAGCAGCCGCCACCCCCACAAGCUCCUCAGCCCCCUUUUGGCUUCCAUCCCAUGGGGGUUCCUCCUCCGCCUAUGGGAAUUCCCCCUACCCCAGGGGUACAACCCCAAGGUCUACAAAACGCUCCUCCAGUCAUGUUUCCUGGUUGGCCACCAAUGGGUGUUCCUCCAUUUCCACCAGGACAACAACCUCCUGUCCCAUCACAAGCACCUGCCCCUGGUGUUACUUCUGCUACUGGUUCUAGUAGUCCUCCACAACCAGGUCCAAGUUCAGCUCAGGAUGCCAGCCAAACACAGAUGCCAGGAUUUGGGAUGCCUCCACCAUUUAUGUUUCCUCCACCUUUCAUGAUGCCACCUUUCAUGUUUGGUGAUCUCAGCAUGCCUCCCAACAUGGACUUUUCAUCUCUAAAUAUUGAACAGCUGGUAGCUGUUGAAGGUCAGGAAAGACAGAAUGUGGAAGCAAGGAUAAACAUGUUACGGACUGUACAUGCCCUGCUGGAUGCUGCCAUAGUGCAGCUUAAUCAAUACACUCAGAUGGUAAAUGCGCAGAGACAACCGCCCUUAAAUGUUCCUCAGCCGUCGACCUCAGCGGGACCCUCAGGAUAUGGGACCGCUGAAGCAGGUCCCUCGGGAUUAGGAACGACAGAAAAUGGUCCCUCGGAAUUGGGGUCAGGAGGCGCACAAUCUUCGGUACUCGGCGGAACGACAAAGACAGCGGGAACGAAUACAUUCUUAUCCGCAGGGAAAUCAUCUUCACCUACACCUGGGCCUUCCGCAGAAUCUGAUUCUUCAGCCUCUGAAUACUCGGCGGCAAAAGCCGCAGUUUCAACAGAUAAAGACAUUUCGCAAACAGAACUGAACUCAAAUGACGAGAACUCUGAAAUAAGGCGGCGUAGACUGGAGCGCUUUUCGAACACCACGAAUCAAGACAGUGGUGAUAAUGAGCACGAGAACUGAUAAUGUAUAUUGCUGUUAGACACGGACAGUUUUCAGGAAUCUUAAUGAAUAUGGACAUGCCACCUUCGAACAAAGCAGUGAGCAGUGACUCUUAGUGUAAAAUCUUAUUUAAAGUUUUUAGUUUCAGACCGGUGAAUGAAAUGAGUUCCCAAGCUUCUUCGGUGUCGGGAAGAAUGAGACAGAUUCCAAGGAAAUGUUUCUUGUAAAGGACAACGAACGAACACAUAGGCAUCUUUCUUGAGAAAGGCAACAUCCAAGAGAAGGAAAUCUAGAAAAAUUAAAUUUAAUUGAAAUAA
This is a messenger RNA of Pocillopora verrucosa, 2435 nucleotides long. RefSeq names its product E3 ubiquitin-protein ligase synoviolin A-like. NCBI's taxonomy places the organism in Eukaryota, Metazoa, Cnidaria, Anthozoa, Scleractinia, Pocilloporidae. The record is from RefSeq and is a predicted model, not a curated record.